CCUUCCCUGGAGCUCUGGAGGAUGACACAAAGGGUAAUAAAGGGGGGGGAGUGGAGGAGGAGGAGGAGGCGAAGGAGGAGGAGAGCUGGGGAAGUGGCUGCUCCCGGGUGUAGUGAGAUGUCUCCAGCCAGGGCCAAGCAGCAGCAGCAGUAGCAGCAGCAGCAGCAGCAGCAGCAGCAGCAGCAGAGAAGGGAUUUCAGUUUGUUGAAAUGAGCAGUCGUAAAUCAAAGAGUAACAACUUAAUACAAGCAGAAUACCUUUCACAGGUACAAAGAAUUUUACGUGAAAGAUUUUGUCAUCAGAGUCCACAUAGUAACCUAUUUGGAGUACAAGUACAAUAUAAACACCUAAUUGAGCUGCUAAAAAGAACUGCUAUUCAUGGAGAAAGUAAUUCUGUUCUCAUUAUUGGACCCCGAGGAUCAGGAAAGACCAUGUUAAUAAACCAUGCUUUGAAAGAACUAAUGGAAGUAGAAGAAAUGAGUGAAAAUGUAUUACAAGUUCACUUAAAUGGACUGCUGCAGAUCAAUGAUAAAAUUGCCUUAAAGGAAAUCACAAGGCAGUUAAAUCUGGAAAAUGUAGUUGGAGAUAAAGUUUUUGGAAGCUUUGCCGAAAACCUUUCAUUUCUUCUGGAAGCUUUAAAAAAAGGUGACCGGACUAGUAGUUGCCCAGUGAUCUUCAUAUUAGAUGAAUUUGAUCUUUUUGCUCAUCAUAAAAACCAAACACUCCUCUAUAAUCUUUUUGACAUUUCUCAGUCUGCACAGACUCCGGUAGCAGUUAUUGGUCUUACAUGUAGAUUGGAUAUUUUGGAACUCUUAGAAAAGAGAGUGAAGUCACGAUUUUCCCACCGGCAGAUACACUUAAUGAAUUCAUUUGGUUUUCCACAGUAUCUUAAAAUAUUUAAAGAACAAUUAUCUCUACCUGCAGUAUUUCCAGGCAAGAUUUUCGCUGAGAAGUGGAAUGAAAAUGUUCAGAGUCUCUCAGAAGAUAGGAGUGUGCGAGACGUGCUGCAGAAGCAUUUCAAUGUCAGCAAAAGCCUGCGGUCAUUACACACGCUACUGAUGCUUGCUUUAAAUCGUGUAACACCAUCACACCCAUUUAUGACUGCAGCAGAUCUGAUGGAGGCAAACCAGCUGUGUAGCAUGGACUCUAAAGCAAAUAUUGUACAUGGUCUGUCAGUCUUGGAAAUCUGUCUUAUCAUAGCAAUGAAACAUUUAAAUGACAUCUAUGAAGAGGAGCCCUUUAAUUUUCAAAUGGUUUAUAAUGAGUUUCAGAAGUUUGUUCAAAGGAAGGCCCAUUCUGUUUAUAAUUUUGAGAAACCUGUUGUCAUGAAGGCCUUUGAACACUUACAACAAUUAGAAUUAAUAAGGCCCAUGGAAAGAACAUCAGUAAAUGCACAGAGGGAGUACCAGCUGAUGAAACUACUUUUGGAUAAUACGCAAAUUAUGAAUGCUUUGCAAAAAUACCCUAACUGUCCUACAGAUGUUAGGCAGUGGGCAACAUCCUCCCUAAGCUGGUUAUGAAUAUAACCAUGGCUUCAGUUGUGAAGUUUCAGGCAUACUUCUCUAAAGAAUGUUGUCCUUUAACAAGAUAUGUUAUUACAUUUUCUUAUAUUUAUAAAAAUGUAUUUUUGUGUUUAUGGGAGACUGUUAACACAUGUAGCAUCACGGCUGCGCCUUGCCUUUGAAUCACGGCACAUGAGCAGUUACAUGGUUUAUAAUUCCAGUAAUUUAGAUUAUGUUGUAGGUAGCUGUUCAAAAAAAUAAAUAUGACUAUUUCAGGGAUUGAAUCAUAUGCUUAUUUAACACUUGUGAAGUAUUUAUGUGGUACAUUUGAAGAGUUCACUUCAACCCAGCAGCCAGAUGUUUUUACAAACCUUAAACAAAGCAGUAAAGAAACAAUGGUAAGAGUUGAGGCGUAAUGAGUAAUCUUUUGGUCCUUUGGGAGGUGCUGCAGUUUUUCUGUAUUCAUGGAAAUUUGGGAUUCUGUCCCAGACCCAGGCCUUCUAGUUCAGGAGACUGAUCAGUUUGGCUAGAAGAUGGUUCACAUGGAAGAAGAAAGCAAAAAGUUUGAACGUUUUCUUCCAGGCUUCUUAAAAUAUGGUACUCAUACCAUCUACAGAAGAAUCUUUUGUAGCAUGUCUUAAAAUGCAGAUUCUGGGGCCUGUUCUAGGGACUAGCAUUUGUCUUUCUGACACAGGCAGUUUAGGGGAUCCUGUGAACCCACCCCCACAGAAAAUGGAAAGUGUAUGACGGUGCUAGCUAAACCUGCUUGUAUCAAAAUGUGGAGCCCUAGGAGGGAGGAAUGUGGGAAUGGCAAAGCAUCAGGAAUCCAUGAACUAAUGCUGGUAUAUGUUUAAAGUGAAAUUUAGUAAGCAUUCGUUAAGUGUUAGUGACUUCAUUUAUUCAAAAAUAUUUGAUUGUCUAUUAUUUUCAUGGAAGGUUUACUAAAGACAGACUCCCUA
This is a messenger RNA of Balaenoptera musculus (blue whale), 2461 nucleotides long. RefSeq names its product origin recognition complex subunit 4 (gene ORC4). NCBI's taxonomy places the organism in Eukaryota, Metazoa, Chordata, Mammalia, Artiodactyla, Balaenopteridae. The coding region runs from base 210 to 1520 and encodes 436 amino acids. Gene Ontology annotation, molecular function: ATP hydrolysis activity; DNA replication origin binding. Gene Ontology annotation, cellular component: nuclear origin of replication recognition complex; nucleus. Gene Ontology annotation, biological process: DNA replication; DNA replication initiation. The transcript is spliced from 14 exons. The record is from RefSeq and is a predicted model, not a curated record.